Molecule: messenger RNA, 1733 nt
Organism: Labrus bergylta (ballan wrasse)
Lineage: Eukaryota; Metazoa; Chordata; Actinopteri; Labriformes; Labridae
Source: RefSeq, a predicted model, not a curated record
AGUGAGUCCCUCUGCUGAGAUAGUGGAGGGCAGUUCAGUGACUCUGACCUGUAGCAGUGAUGCUAACCCAGCACCUGAAUACACCUGGUACAACAUGAACGGUCAUGAACUCAGUAAAGAAUCAGAGCUCGUCUUCAGCUCAGUUCAGUCCUCUGACUCUGGAAGGUAUUACUGUAAAGCUAAGAAUGAUCUGGGAGAGAGGACAUCUGGAUACGUCAAAGUUGAAGUGAAAUAUGCUCCAAAGCUUCCCUCUGUGUCAGUGAGUCCCUCUGCUGAGAUAGUGGAGGGCAGUUCAGUGACUCUGACCUGUAGCAGUGAUGCUAGAAAUCAGACCUCAAUACCUGGUGAAGGAGCUCAGCUGGUCUUCAGCUCCAUCAAGUCCUCUGACUCUGGAGAGUUUUCAUGUAAAGCUGAGAACGAUCUGGGAAAGCCGACCUAUAAAUGGAUCUCUAUUGAUGUGAAAUAUGCUCCACAGUUUCCCUCUGUGUCAGUGAGUCCCUCUGCUGAGAUAGUGGAGGGCAGUUCAGUGACUCUGAACUGCAGCAGUGAUGCUAACCCAGCAGCUAAUUAUACCUGGUACAAGGAGAAUGGACCUCUAAACCUUAAUCCCUCAAAUGCAGGAGCACAGCUCGUUCUCAGUUCAGUCAACUCCUCGGCCUCUGGAGAGUAUUACUGUGAAGCUGAGAACACGCUGGGGAGAAGGACAUCCAAACACAUCUCUAUAAAUGUCAAAUGGGGAGGGAAAUCAGUGGCUGUUGCUGGAACAAUCACGGUUGUUCUCCUGGUUAUCGUGUUCCUCUCUGUCCUCGUGUGGAUCAGACAAAAGAGGGCUUCCAAUGAACCGUCUGAGGCUGAAGAGAGACAAGAACACACGGAGCAGGGACAACCAGAGGAGCAGGAAGACCUUCAGUAUGCCAGCAUACACUUCUCUAAAACCCAGGAGCCUCUGUACAGCAAUACCAGACCAGCUCGGCCUCCCAGGAGAACGGAGCAGCAGGACGUCACUGAGUACGCUGCCGUCAAAUUUACCAGGAACAGCACCGCCAUGAGAACCAGAAGUAAAGAACCUGAAGAGGAUCCAGCUGCUCUGUACAGCACCGUCAACAAAAGCCGAUGACCUCGACAGGCACUGUGUUCACACUCUGUUUUAGAUUUCAUAUAUUUGAAUGUAUGCAGGUUGCUUCUGAUUUUACAACACAUGUCUUAUGAACUGCUACUUAAAGAUUAUACCUUUGUAAUGAUUUUAACGGCCUGAUAAAUGUAACAUAAAGCAGCCUCGUUUUUUUUACCUCCAAUCUGUCAAAUCUACCACACAUGGGAAGUAUUUCAUGACUUAGACUGGGUGGUAUGUAGGGAUGUGCGCCAUUAGCAUGCUAAUGCUAGGUACCAGAUCUGCUCGGGUGGUCACAUCUGCUCGGGGUCUUGCGUCUGCUUGUUUACAUUACACAAUAUGAUCGACUGUACGCCUGUAUGAUGAUGUAGCACAUGCUCAGAGGGGGUUCACUUGGUCCCCCCAUUAUGUCUCUGCCUCAUUCAGGUUGAAGACAAAACGUCACAGGGACGUAAAUAUCGCAGCUUGAAACGGCAGUCUGAACAGGGCUACAGAGAAGCAGACCAGACCUCUGGUUUCAGAGAAACAACGUCUUUUUGUUCUGUUGAAGGUCAGAGCAGGAACGUGGAAAAACAUUGACCUCUGUUUUCUAUAGAAUACCAUCAGUGGCAAAUCUAGAGUC